AUGAAUUUGAAGGUUUUGGUAUGCUGUUGUGGAAUCGGAAUGGGGAAAGGAUUGCCGUGUCGUCGGCGGUCUAAAUCAAAAACAACUGGGAGUUACACGUGCCCAAAUAAAUCAUGUAAUAAAAUCUUCAAGUCCAAAGGUAGUUACUUCAAUCAUGUGAAUUAUGAAUGUGGUGGUCGCAAGCAAUUUGAAUGUUGGUUAUGCCAUAAGAAGUUUAGCCAAAAAGGCUCUUUAAAAAGUCAUCUUGGUCUUCAAUCUGAAUACAGAAGUCAAUCAAAUGUAUCCAUUCCAUAUAAGUUUAUAUGUCCAAAUUGUUGCCGAAGAUAUUCACAUAAGCCCAGAUUAGUACAUCACUUGAAACAUGAAUGUGGUUACAAACGAUUUAUAUGUAAUAUUUGUUAUCGAACAUUUGGAAGAAAAGAUCACUUGAAAAAUCAUGUAAUAUGUGUUCACAAAGUAAUUGCAAAUACAUGA
Myzus persicae (green peach aphid) is the source of this 474-nucleotide messenger RNA. RefSeq lists its product as uncharacterized. The record is from RefSeq and is a predicted model, not a curated record. Gene Ontology annotation, molecular function: DNA-binding transcription factor activity, RNA polymerase II-specific; RNA polymerase II transcription regulatory region sequence-specific DNA binding. NCBI's taxonomy places the organism in Eukaryota, Metazoa, Arthropoda, Insecta, Hemiptera, Aphididae. Gene Ontology annotation, biological process: regulation of transcription by RNA polymerase II. Gene Ontology annotation, cellular component: nucleus. The transcript has 3 exons. The coding region runs from base 1 to 474 and encodes 157 amino acids.